AUGGCCGUCGAGUGGACAGAGUUUACUAUAACGACUUUGCUGAAAUACAGCCGCGCUCCAGGCUUUGUUGACCUGCCUAUGUGGGUGGAAGUGGCGGAGAGCGCUGUUCCUGGAUCAGCGAUAGUUCAGUUUCAGAUCCAGAGUGAUGAACCCCACCCAGACCUUCAGGUCCUGUCUGUGAGCCCACCAGCUGCACUCUUCCAGACCCCCAUCAUCAACCCAACGGACAUUCCUGACCUCUACAUCGUUCAGAUCAUGCUGAACAGCUCGCUGGACUUUGAGCGAGUCAGGCUCUACAGCGUGCGUCUGGGCAUCGCCACGGCCUCCAGCCUCGUCCAGCAGAGCUUUCAUCUCAGAGUCAUCGACGUCAAUGAAGCUCCAGAGUGCGAGACACAGUUCCAGUUUCCAGCACCAAUUUCCAUCAUCUGCACAGCAUCAUCUUACUUAGCAAAGCAGGUUUGUCUUUUCGCAGGGGUGGAAGUUCGUGUUCCAGAAGACGUUUCACCCUAUGAGCCGCUCUACACUGUUCCUGUUAGGGAUCUGGAUGAAAACGACACCAUCAGUUUUGUCAUCAGUGAGGUUCUUCCUGCAUCCUCCCUUGGACAGUUUCAGAUCGAUGGACGAGGGAAAAUCACCUCUGAUCAAGCUUUUGGCUACCAGAGAGGACCAAAGGACUUUUCUCUGUCUGUGGUUGUGAGGGACAGUCAGGGUGCCAACUGCAGCGGGAAGGUGCGGAUCAAAGUCCUGAAGGUGUUCACUCCGCCCCUCGACUUCCUUCUUCCUGUUCAGAAUGUGUCUGUUUUGGAGAACGGAGGAGCAGGAGAUUUUGUCACCGCUGUGCAGGCAAAUCCAAACAUCUCAGCUGUGUUUUACACAUUUGUGAAGCCGUAUCCACCUUACAAAAUAGGACCAGAGGACGGCAUCAUCAGAACAGCAUAUAAUCUGGAUCUGGAGGCAGACAGAACUCUGAUGCGGAUGGUUCUGCUGGUCCGAGCCCUCAGCGUUAUAGAGAACCGCAGCGGAACCGCCACCAUCACCGUACAUGUGCUGGAUGUGAACGAACACCCACCGUUCUGCUCUCCUCCGAUCAUCCUUUUAACUGUGCCUGAGACCACAGAGGUAGGCCGCAGUCUGGGCACGCUCACGUGUGUCGACGUUGACGUCAACAACCGCAACGUUACUCUCACACUGAUUGAGAGUGACCUCUCACUCUUCAAAUUCCGCCUGAGGAGCGGCCAGCUGCAGGUGAACAAUAGUUUGGAUUAUGAUGUCGAGGGAGUUGCUGCAAAUAACUUCCAGUACGAGGCCGUCAUCUUGGCCACUGACUCCGGGAGUCCAGCGCUGACCACUGAAGUCCAGGUUCUGGUGACGGUGCUGCCAGUAAAUGAGUUUGACCCGCAGGUCGUGGCUCCGUUGGUUCUGCCUGUUCUAGAGGACGCCCAGCGUGGGUCAGUUGUCGGAGUGGUGACUGCUGUAGAUCGGGAUUGGCCUUUCAACUCCGUCAGACUCUCCAUCCCUGGAGGAGACCCUCUCUUCUCCAUUGACCCGAUCGGAGGACAGCUGUACCUGAGGGCUGAGCUGGACUUUGAAGAGAAGCAAGUGCACACAGUGAGGGUUCAGGCUGUAGAUUUUGGCCAGGACACAGACUGGACGAAUCAGAGGACGAGUGCUACUGACAUCACCAUUCAAGUGCAGAAUGUGAAUGAUAACGCUCCAGUGUGUGACCCGGUCUCGUACGAGUCCAGCAUCUUCUCCACACUAUCUGCUGGGGUUGCCAUAGUAACCCUAACCUGCACAGACCUAGACGGAGACAUCCUCUCUGCCACCAUCACCAACGGUGCUGCUGUGGACCGUUUCCAAACGAACGGCCUGAGUCUGUCCUCCAAAAAUGUUUUCUCCUUUGUGCCGGACGGUGUGUAUGAUGAGACCUGGUAUGAGGUCACUGUCAAAGUGUCUGAUGGGAAGUUCAGCACUGAUGCAGUGGCCUACAUCACUGUGGUCCCCUGGACCACCACAAAGCCCACCACAACUACCACCACAACUACACUGGCUCCUCAGGUGGUGACUGUGCUGAUGGAGGUGUGGAAUCCUGAGUCCUGGUUUGUUGUUGUUCUCACUCUAACUGGAGCUCUACUGCUGCUCACAGCCGGACUGCUCACCUGGAAUAUACUCGCACGAACCUCAGUCCAGCAGAUAAAGGACCAGCCGGAGGUUCUGCUGAGAGACAGCGAGCAGACGACCAAAGAGGGGCCAGGAAGUGAUGAGAGUGAGAAGAGGUUUGAUGGUAAAGCUCAGGAUCCGGUGUCAGGGCGGAGUUACCUGUUCAGCUCGCUGACAGGAGAGCGCCGCUGGCUGGAUAAGGUAGCACCUGCACCUGCAGACACACACGUCUAA
This is a messenger RNA of Colossoma macropomum (tambaqui), 2394 nucleotides long. Its product is annotated as cadherin-related family member 4-like. Gene Ontology annotation, biological process: homophilic cell-cell adhesion. Gene Ontology annotation, cellular component: membrane; catenin complex. NCBI's taxonomy places the organism in Eukaryota, Metazoa, Chordata, Actinopteri, Characiformes, Serrasalmidae. Gene Ontology annotation, molecular function: calcium ion binding; cadherin binding. The transcript has 19 exons. The coding region runs from base 1 to 2394 and encodes 797 amino acids. The record is from RefSeq and is a predicted model, not a curated record.